UCCUGGGUCAAACAAGUCGGGAGAACCCGUAUAAAACUCAGUGGAAAUAUAUUCAUAUCUUAAUUACUGACUAAGGUUGACCUUUGGACAUCAAGCAGUGAUUAAGUAAGCAGCAUGGCAGGCCCCCAGGUUCUGAUCUUUGCGGCUUUACUAGGUUGUGCCUUUGCACCGCCACCUAUUGUUCCACCAUAUGGACCGGCCCCGGCGCCUUCAGUGUAUUCCUACCGGUGGUCCGUGAACCCGCCAGCAGUGGCUUACACUUCUCUGACACCAGAUGAGGCAGAAGCAAUCUGUAAGGAGUGUAAGCCCCUUGGCAGUGGACUUGGCGGCUACUUUGCUGUUGAAGGUGACCCAAUCCACUACAUUCGCUGUGUUCCGCAGGGUGACAGUUGGCAAGUGUUUGUAUUACAUUGCUGUAACCACACUUCCGAAGGCGGUUACAGUACCGAGUGGUUCCAGGAAUAUUUGGCGUGUGACUAUGGUUCACACCCCAACCCCUACACGUGUGAGGGGUUUAAAGACGUCGACCCACCUGUUCCGCCGCAGUAUGUUCCAUUCUGGCCACUGCAGUGGACCCCCAAACUGGACAGUCUGGUAGAGGACAGAGACUACGGUAAACCAGGGGGUGUUGCUGCCCGCGUGUAUACGGGAGUUUAUGACCAUAACAACGUGAAGAAGGGCAGCCUCCUCGUGGAAGCAACUCAGGAGACCGUCCCAACGAUCGUAUUCGAUGGCCAAAAAGUCGGCGACACUUACGCUCAUAUUGAGGUUCCGUUCUUCGAGAACGCGGACUGGAGUCAGUACAGCCCCGGGUUCAGUUUCACUUUCGGUUUCUGCAUUGAUGCCAAUACGCCACUUGACGCCGCAUUGAUAACCAACGCCGACUGUAACUUUACAGCUUCCAUUGAGAUCUCACUCCAGCCGAACCCGAAUCCAUUAGGCCUACUAGGGCAGAGUGAUUACCUUCUGCAGGCACUGAUACGUAGCCAAGGAAAUAGUCCAGAUACCAUAUCCACCGUUCUGCCCCUUUUCAAGCCCCCUCUCUGUUACUUCGCUGGGUUCUCCUACACCCAGGCCGGGAACAAGAUGUUGUUGUGGAGGAAUGGCAACGUGGUCACAGGGACGGCCCAAGGGCCACCAAGGCGUAUCAACCAGAACCCAUUGUUUAUCGGGUACAGUUGCUAUGGUUACCCAGACCAACAGCCGCCGCGUGCUCUUCAUGGAUCCAUGUCGUCUAUAAAGAUUUGGGGAGACAAAGCACUGGAUGCCGCGCAGAUUAACCAAGAAUGCGUUGACGCCAAGUUCUGUAAUUUAUAAUUGUCAUAAACUGACAUCAUGAGUGAGAUAUUGAAAAAGACGAGGUCAUCUUAUCUCUGAGAUUGGUCGAUUUAAUAUCUACCUCUUAAAGGACAUCUGCCGUUUAUUUACCUCUAGAUUUAUCUUGACUCUGAAAGGUGUAUGUCAGGAAUAAAGGAAAUUUUUAAUUUCCA
This is a messenger RNA of Lingula anatina, 1490 nucleotides long. RefSeq lists its product as uncharacterized. Lineage: Eukaryota; Metazoa; Brachiopoda; Lingulata; Lingulida; Lingulidae. The record is from RefSeq and is a predicted model, not a curated record.